Molecule: messenger RNA, 8858 nt
Organism: Paramecium sonneborni
Lineage: Eukaryota; Ciliophora; Oligohymenophorea; Peniculida; Parameciidae
Source: the annotation of a GenBank genome assembly
AUGUCUUUGGUUAUCAGAAUAACGAUCGUUAGUUUGUUUCAUUUAUUUCUGAUUAAAGGAUCAGACAUAUAUGAAGACCAUCUUUUAGAUUUAAAAUCUUAAAAAAAAGAAUAUCAAUUUGAAUUAGGCAUUGAGAAUAAAUUCGCAUUUUGGAGCUUAUGCAUUCCAACUCAAUAAGUAAGUUAAUUUACAGAUGGAGAAAAUUAGUAAUUAUUUUACAUAAGAAAUAAUGUUAAUUAAGAUCUUAUAAUAGCCAUGUUUGUGUCCGUAGUAAUUAGGUCACCUUAAGUAAGUCAUAAAAUCUAUUUUCGUGAUAUGAUUCAGUAUUAAGAUUAUAAUCCUUUAUAAUAUGAAGGAACAUGGAUACUGACAAUGAUAACAAUGAAAAAAAAAGAAAUUUCAAUAUAAACUUUAAAUAGUGACAUCAUUCAUUAUUACACAUCAUUAUAUGAAAUUUUCAAUAUUUAAUUUGUGCUUGGAGAUACAAGACUUAGAGUAAGUUUAUUCUUUAAUUUAGGUUUAAGAUUUUUAUUUAGGAGCAUUUAGAGGUAGAAUUUCUUAAUUAAUGAUGAUUGAAGAAAACUUAGCUUUUGAUGAUUAUUUUAAUAACAAUAAAAUACCUCCAAAAAUAUAAGGAUAAUAAACCUAAGAAUUAGUUUCAGGAAUUUAAACCUUUAGGGGGGAAACUUAACUUAAAAUUGAAAUUGAAUAAGUGGGUAAGAAUUUUUAUAUAUCUGGAUGGGCCAAAUAUGAUUCAGUUGAUUAGAAUUCUUUAAUUACAUACUUAUUACUUAGAAUGAGUGUUUUUAAAAGUUAUACAAAUGAAAUUAGAGUUGGAGAUGAGGUAGCCAAAAUAUUGGUAGAUAUUGAUAAAUCUAAUCAAUUCUCUGGAUAUACAAUUGUAUCUUAUCAUUAUGCUACUCCAAUUUUAUAAUAUAUAUAAAAUUUAGAAAAUGAAAAAAAGUUUGUGUCAUUAGAUUUAAAGUAGUUAAUGAGUUGGCAUUUUAUCAGUUUUGAAUACUCAUCUACUUGGAAUAUAAAAACUAAAUUUUUAAUAUCAUACUUUGAAUAUUCAAAUAUAUUUCAUAAAGAAAUAAAUUUAGGAACUGAAAAGUACAAUAAUUUGUUUAUCAAUACAAAGUAUUAUGUAACUAUUGGGAGUGAUAAUAUUAAAUAUUUCUCAAAACUAAAGGGUUAAAUAUUUAAUCUUUAAAUACAUUAUAAUUAUGACAAUCCAAAGGAAUUUAUUUAAAUAUGUCAUCAUAGUUGUUAAGAAUGUAAAGGUCCCUCCUCUAAUGAUUGUAUAUCCUGCUCUGUAAAUCAAAAUAGAAUAUACAUAAAAGAUUUUAAUUAGUGUCCGUGUUAAUUAGGAUAUUUUGAAGAUGACAAACAUUGUAAAUCAGUCAUAGAUUUUAAUCCCAUUUUAAUUUUAAAAAAUGUUGAAUCAAAAAAUUAAAGAUGCCCAUUUGGAUAUUUUAUGUUACCUGAAGAUGAAAAAUGCAUUAAAUGGUAUUAUAUAUUUUAAUUAAUUAUAUUAGCCCAUAAGAAUAUAUCAGAGGCUUUGAUCUUAUUUGUGCAGAAUGUCUUUAAUACCCAACAACAUGGUAUAAAAAAUUAAAUUGUUAAUCUGAUUAUUACAUUUAAAUGAAAUCAGCAAAUUAAUUUACUUAUAGAAUAAAAUAAAGAUAACCUAAAGAUUACGAUUUAUAUUUGAUUGAUGAUAAUUUUGAAUUACAAUAUAUUGAAGGAGCAGAAGAACAUUGUACAUAGAAUUUUAAUCUAAAUUCUUUCUGUAAUGAAUUAGAUACUAAUUUUCUUGUUUCUAAAGUAAUUUCAGUGAAAUGUAAAUCAAAUUAUUAUCAUAACCCUAACCCUUUUCGUAAGUGUUUACUUUUACCAAAAGGAUGUGUGAUUAUGUACGAAAGUUGUGAAAAAUGUGACACAGGAUAUGAAUUGAAAGAUGAUCUAUGCCAAGAAAUUAUAUAAAUUACUUGUAAUAAAGGAUAUACAUUUUCUAAUGAAUUAAAUAAGUGUAUUUAAUGUGGUAAAAAUUGUAUGGAUUGUUAAUAUUAAUAUAAUGAACUUGGCUAAGGAUACCCUAGAUGUUUAAGAUGUGUACAUCAUUAAAAAUAUUAUAUUUCGAUAAAUUUUACAGAUUGUUUAGAAAAUUUAAUCGCAAACUGUCUUUAUGCUUUUGAGGCUACGUAAGAUUAUAAAAUAAAUUCUUUUGAAUUUGACCUUAAUAUAAAUACUUAAUCUGCAACUAAAACAGGAUGUGCUAGAUGUUCAGAUGGAUUCUUUUUUAAUGAAUACACACAAUUAUGCUAAAAACAUACAAAUCAAUAAUGCUAAUAUGGUUAUCAACUUAUAUUAUAUAAUGAGAUGAUUUGUUUUUAUGGAAUUAAAAGCUAAAAUAAUAGUCCUUAUUCAUUUAAAGAAGGAUGUGGUUAAUUAAAUAAAGAUUGUAAAAUAUGUUUGGUUGGUUCAACAAUUUUAAAUGAAGAAUCUUAUUCAUGUCUUAUUUGUGAUUAAGGAUAUUAUUCUGAAAAAUCAACAGGUUAAUGUGUACCUUGUCCACUCUAAUAAUAUUGUUCAAAUUGUUAAUAAUAACAUAAAAUAGCUAAAGAUUUUUGGAAAACUGAAAUCUAAGCAUUCUAUAGAUAUAUUAUUGAUGAUAGUGUGUAAUCUCAUCCUUUUAUAUAAUAUGGAACUUCUUAAAAUUCUUAAGAUUAUGAAAUUAUUUGUAUCAAUUGUUUACAGGGAUAUGUACUUCAUAAUGAUAUGUGUAUCAAAGCAUGUCCAUAUAAUUGUUUAGAAUGUAUUAUUAUAAAUAAUGAAAAUGUUUGUAUUGAAUGUCCCACAACUUUUAAUGGCAAAAGCUUAAGUUUAUCAAAUAAUGAAUGUUUUCUUUGUCCAUCUAAUUGUGAAUUAUGUCAUAUAAGAAAUCAGAAUUAAAUUUAAGAAGUUAAUCCUCUCUUCAAUAAUGAAGAACUUUCUUAUUUCUCCAACUAGUGUCUAGGGUUUUAUUAAUGCUUUGAUAAUUAUGGUUUCAUUUCUAAUGAUUGUUAACAAAUUUAUUAAAAAAAGGAAAUUCAAAUCAAUCUAGAAUUAAUCUGUAAUGGCGAAAACGAUAAAUUAAUCCCAGAACAAAUUGUUCAGGUAUUUAUUAAAAUAAUAAUUUAUUUUAGUUUCAAACUAAAGAUUUUUAUUUACUCUUAAACUCACUUGAAAUCAAAACUAUUGUAAUUAAAAUUACAAGUUAUCAAUAAUAAGUUUGUUUUUUUAAUUUGAAUUAAACGUUUAUAUAAAUUUACAGUUAAAAUGUAUUUUAUGCUAUGUAAUUAUUUAUUUUAUAUAUUGAAGUAAUGUUCAAUUAGAAAUUUAUGGAAAUGGAUUUACAAAUUUUCAGCAAGGAUUUGAGGGCACAAUCCAAUUAAUUAACUUUAACAAAAUUCAUAUUGAAGGAAUAAUUAUUGAGUCUUAACUCAUUUAAAUUUCGUCAAAUUUUGAGCAAACAAUAGAAUUAAUUAAUAUUAAUUUUAUAUUAAAUUCCAUUGGAAAUCAGAAGUUUAUUGUAAUAAACAAUGCUACAAAUAUCUAUAUAGAUAACUUAAAUUUAUUAUAAAUUAUUAAAGCUUAUAGUGCUGAAGUUUUAAUAGAAUUUGGUUAUACUAAAUCACCUUAAGUAGUUUAAAUCUCCAACUCAUUAUUUUAAAUAGAGUUCACAAACUAUUAAUUAUUAAGAUUUAAUUUUAAAGAAAAUGACUAGGUAGAAUUCUUGAAUGUAAAAUUAAUUAAAUCUGAAUUCAUCUCAUCAAGCUUAUUAGAUCUAUAAAAUGGAAAAUUAAUAAUUAAAGAAAUGUUAAUAGAGAAUAAUACAAUAUAAAAUUCUAAUUUAAUCUCAAUCAGAGGAUCUAGUAAUUUUAUUUCUUAAUCAUUUUUGUUUAAUUCAAAUUCCAUUGACAAUUCCACAAUCCUGACACUUAAUAAUAACAUAAAUAUUUCUUAAAUAGAAUUCAAAAGAAUUUGCUAUCUAAUUAUUCAGUGUUAAUUAAUAAUAAUAAUAACAGCAUUCAAUUCUGUUAAAUUUAAUAAAUUUCCUUCAGUUUAAAUACUUAUGAAUAUGGUUCAAGACUUAUUCUAUUUAACAAUGAUAAUAACUAGUAACCAAAUAAGAAUUUAAUAAUAAAGAAUAUCAAAUUAAUUGGUAACAAAAUUUAAGAUAUUUCUAAAUUAUUAUAUUAGGAGAUGUUAAUUGUUUUGGAAUUUAUAAAUAUAUCGAUUCAUGAAUUAUAUAUUUAACGAUAUAUUGGAAUAAGCGAAUUUAAGUUUUAAGGUGUCCAAAAUUUAAUUUUAAAUAAAACUAUAAUCUAAAAAUAUUCAGAUUAAACUUAGGAAUAACUAUUUGUUAUUUUUGAGUGUGCUAAAAUAAAGGGUCUCCUUAACACCUCAAUAUUUAUAGAAGAUACAUUUAAUAUUGAAUUCAUAAAUCUUAAAAUUUUAAAUAUAGGGUCAGUGGAUUAUCCAAUAAUUAAUAUAUAUUAAAAAAAAUCUCAAACAUAAUUUAGUUUAUUUUUGAAGUUAUCUUAACUUAAUUUUUAUAAUAAUUUUUUAUUAACUUAAGAGAAGUAGACAACAACAGGGAUAAUAUACUUAAUGUCAUAAAGUAAUUAUUAUAUAUAAAUAUCUGAUUCGAUAUUUGAAAAGAAUUUAUUGCAUCAGUAUUAAGAAAAUUAAUUAUUUAUUUCAAGUUUACUUUUUAAUCUUGAUUGUUCGUUAUGUACAAUCUAUAUAAAAAACUUAACUGUGGAAUCUAACAUAGUUACAAAUUCAUCAACUAGUAUUAUAUUUUUGAAAGCAAAGAAUGUCAUUUUUGAAAAUUCAAUAUUUUAAAAAAAUUGCAUUUUUGAUUAUUAGAUUCUAUAACCUUUUUUAGUAUUUAAUUUUGACUAGGACUAAAAUUUGUUAUAUGAUAUAAUUACUAAUAUUCUAGAAAUCAAGGUUUCUUCUGGUAAUGCAAAAAUAAUUGGUGAACAAAUUACGAUAAAAAAUAUUUAAAUUAAUAAUUCAUCUGGGUCAGGAUUUAAUAUAAAAAUGGAGAAUGAAGCCAUAUUACUUAUAGAGAAUGCAAAUUUCAGUAAUUUAAUAUCAGAAACUACUAAUGGAGGAAUCUUAUUAAUUGACUCUUCUUAGGCUACAUCCACAAUUAUAACUGCAAACUAUAUUUCUAUGAUAAAUAUAAAAAAUAAAAAUAAAGGGGGAUUUAUAUAUUCAUUAAAUGGAAAAGGAGUUACAUAAAUUAAUCUAUAAAAUCUUUUUGUAGAAAAUUUAUAUUCAUUAAUAGGUUCGUUAUUUUAUGGAGAUUUUGUAGCUUCAAAUGUUGAAACCUCUUUUAUAGUGAAAAAUUUGCAAAUGAAAAAUUCGAUUCUAGAAUAAUUACAAUUUCUUAACACUUUUAGUAACUAAGAUGAAAGCCAAUAAUCGGUUAUUAACUAACUAGGAUCAAGAUCACUUUUUUUGAUAUCUAAUUUUAGAAUCAUUUCUUUAUAAAAUUUAGAAAUUAAUUAACUGUUAUAUGAAUCAGUAUUAACAAUAAGAGGAGCAUAAAAUAUUGCAAUUAAAAAUAUGAAAAUAAUUCAAUCCUCAUUUUUGAAUUAUGCAAUAUUUAUAAAUUAAAUGAGUAUUAGUUCUAAAUUGUAAUUUUACAAUAUUUCAAUAUUUAAUAUUACCAUUAGUAGUGAUAUUAUAUCUCCUUCUCCUUGUAAAAUAAAUCAAUCAAAUAUUUAGAAUGAGAUCAAAUAUAAAUGUAGCCAACAUAUAUUAGCACCUUUACAUUUAGUUUCAUCAAAUAAAAAUAGUUUAGAUUAGGCUUAUUGUGUUAUUAACACAAUUAAUGAUUUAGAAACAUUUUCACAGAUGAAUCUUAUAAUAAUAUACCCUUUUUAAACAGAUAUUAGAUUAUCUUAAAUUAAAAUAUAUAAUACUCAUUGUGAAUUUGGAGGAUUGUUGGCUUUUUAUUUUAAAGAUUCUUAUGUAGAUACUGAUAUUGAUUCUUUAUUGAUUUAUUAAAAUUUUUGUGGAAAAUUGGGUUGUUUAAUUUUCUAAAAUUCUAAUAAUAAUCGAAUCCUUUAGAGACAAGAAGAUCACCUUUUGAAAUAGAUAUAUAAUUUGAAAUUAGUAAAUUAUAUGUGUAUGUAUAAUAUUGGAAAUGAUGGUACUUGUUUAUAUGUUGCAAAUUUGAGUACUAUAAUAAAAUCAUCAGUAUUAAAACACAAUAUAGCUUAAACUUCAGGUGGUUCAAUUACAAUCUUAGGAAAUAAAAAAUUCUUAUUAUAAGAAUCAUUUAUAAUGAAUAAUACUGCAAAUUUUGGAGGAGGCCUGUCUAUUAAUAGUUUUAAGACUAAUCAAUUUUAUAAAUAGAAGAGUAUUAUUGAAGAUAACAUUGCUAAACUUUUUGGAAAUAAUUAUGCUUAGAUUCCAAGUUAAUUAACAAUUUCUUUUGAUAGAACUACAGGAUUAGAAAAAGUUAAAAUUGUUAAUAAAGAGAAUUUGCUUAUUGAGUAGAUUGUAAUUAAACCCUAUGUACUUUUUAAAGAUACAUAUUCUGAUACUCUUUAUGUACCAAAUGGAUAACCAUUAUCUAAAUAUGAGUAUUUUGAUUGGACUUAACUUAAAUAUUUUAAAUAUAAUAUGCAUUUUAGAAUCAAAGCAUUUGAUAGAUAUAAUGUUUAGUAAUAAAAUUUAGAAAAUUCAACUUGUGAAAUAAUGGGUAGAAUACUUGAAAGUAAUAAUGAGAAUUAAUUUACAUCAAAUUUUACAAAUAUUCCUAAAGUUGUUUUUGAUAAUUAUGAUUAUAAUUUAGAUGAUAUAAUUGUCUAUUUAGAUGACUAAUUAAAUUUGACAUUGUAACUAUAAUUUUAAUGCACUUCUGUUAAAAUUCCAAUUUAUAAUGAUAAUUUAGAAAUAAUAGAUUUCCAUAAUAAUUAUUUCCUUCGUAUUAAUUUAAAGACUUUGCCUUGUCAAUUUGGAGAAACGAAAAAUCAAACUUCAGGUAUUUGUGUCCUUUGUAAUGCCACUUAGGGAUGGUAUUCUUUAACAAUUAACUCUGAUAAAUGUUCAAUUAAGGAUGAACUAAAAGUAAAAGAAGUUACUUCUGCAAAAUUGAAUUUAAAAUAUGGAUUUUGGAGACCUUAUUUUAAUAAUGAUAUAAUUAAUGAAUGUAUCAACUUAAUCGAUAAUUGUAAUGGAGGAUGGGAAGUAGGGGAUACUUCAUGUUUUUAAGGUCAUGUUGGAGCUUUGUGUGAAGAAUGUGAUCUCUAUAAUUUAAGAGGAGAAGGACAUUACUCAACCAGUAAUAAAUAUUAAUGUAGUCCAUGUACUGAUUAAGAAUUGAAUUCUAUUCUUAUUUCUCUUAUUAGUUUUUGGUAAGAAUACAAUAUAUUUUAGGACAAUAAUAUCUGCAUUGAUAUCAGUUAGAGGCACGGUUACUUUAAUUGAAGAGAUGGCUAUUAAAAUAUAUAUUUCACAAUUUAGAUUGUUAUUAACUAACUAAGAUUCUCAAUCAGGAAUUUUAAUUAAAAUGUUAACAAAUCAUUUAUAAAUAGUUUCAACAAUAACAACUUUUAAAUUUAAAUUACCUUAAUAAUUAAAUAAUGCUGUAAAUUCAUCAGCAAAUCCUAUCUAAAAAAUGACUUUUUCACUUGAUUGCUUUUUAAUUUUUAUAUUUUCUUUAGAUAUUCAUUAUUCAAGAAUGAUUUGGUAAUUAGUUUUACCAUUAAUUUAUAUCACUUUAUUUUUAGGAUGCUAUUUGAUUGGAGUAUUUAUAAAAUUUUUAAAGUAUAAAGUAAGUGUAAUUACUACAACAUUUAUAUAUUUGUACAUUUAUGUUUAACCUAAUUUAAUUGGAGGAUUUAUUUAAUUAAUUUCCUUUCGUUAAAUCUCUGGAUUUAAUUGGAUUUAAGCUAAUGUUGCAUAUAGGUAUGAUACAAAUCCCCAUUAUUUUUGGUUAACAACUUUCUGUCUUCCAUUAUUGUUAUUAAUUGCUAUUUUAAUUCCAAUCAUUUUAUAUUUAGGUAUGUACUUUAACAAAAAUAAAUUGAACACAAAAAAUAUGAGAUAACGUCUUGGUUAUUUGUAUAACGAAUAUAAAAUUACAGCAUAUUUUUGGGAAAUUGUUAAAAUUUUCGAAAAAGAAUUAAUUAUCAUUUUUUUAAGCUAUUAUGAUGAUAAUAUUAUUAAAAAAGGUAUCCUUGUAUUUUUAACAGUUUAUCUUUAUUGGGAACUCAAUAUUAAAUAUUAACCAUUUAGUUCAAAAAAAUUGAAUAAAUUAGAUGCCUAUUCUGCAUAAAUUUGUUAAUUAUCUAUAAUUUUUGGACUUGGAAUAUAUAUAGAAUAAAUAAGUGAUGUAAUCGAAAUUCAAAUACCUUUUUUAAUUAUUCUUGCUUAUCUUAAUAUUCAUUUUUUAUUGAAACUAUUAUUAGAAAUUAUAAGUUAAUAUGUAAAAAACCUUGAAGUACAACUUGAUUCUAUAAGAGACUUUAUAAGAACUAAAGCUCCAUGGACAUUAAAAUAUAGAUUCCUACAUUUAUAGCUUUUAAAUAGAUAAUAGUAAAGAGCGAGAGUAAUUAAAAAAUUUUAAAUAUUAAAAAAACAUUUAUUGUUAAAAGCCAAACAAAUUGUAUAAAUUAAAUCUUAAUACAAUAUCUUUAAUGAUGAAGAUGUAAAGAAAAUCAUUAAUAAUUGCAGUUAAUAGAAGUAAUAGAUUUUAUUAAUUUAGUCAAAAUAAUAACAAUGCUGAAUAUUAGACAAUAAAUAGUAAAAUUGAAUCCCAAGGUAAAUUAAGAAUAGAAUAAGGAUGA